Babesia ovata is the source of this 762-nucleotide messenger RNA. RefSeq lists its product as uncharacterized. The record is from RefSeq and is a predicted model, not a curated record. Bases 1 to 762 code for a protein of 253 amino acids. NCBI's taxonomy places the organism in Eukaryota, Apicomplexa, Aconoidasida, Piroplasmida, Babesiidae. The transcript has a single exon.
AUGUCAUCUUUGGCCUUUGUAGGCGAUGCUAUCUUCACGACCUUGAUAUCUGCUGGGCCUGCCGGUGGUGAGCUGCGUAGGACCUGUGUCAAACCCUCCCCUCUCUCAUGCUGUUGUUCUGCAGCAUUAUUCGCAUCGUUUUUGGCGUUACCAGCGGCAGCUGCGCCUUUAGACAAGGCGCGUACACCCUCGUAUGUUGCUUCAGCCUUAGCCAAACUUUUUAGACUCUGGAACCACCUCUCUUUAGCCGACAUCUGGUCGUCGUUGGCAUAUUUGUUCGUUUCUAGGGGCCUGUCGUCGAGGCUGUCCGCCACUGGCGCUGUCGGCUGCUCUGUUUUCCUUUCCUCCCUUUCGACGGCGGGCGCUUCUUUAACUAUAGUACUUACUAAAACAUCGUCAGCUUGUGCUGUGAGCAGAUUUCCCGUCGAGGGUACCUUGGCGACAGGUGGCCUUCGGGUGUUAGGUGAGGGCAUGCGACCGGGCAGAUUGGUGGGCAUGUCAGGCUUCCGGGCAUUAGUGCUCGCCGGAUCGUUAGUUGCUGGUGCCGCUUCAUGUUGCCUUGCCAUCGAUCUGGGCUCCAUCAGGGUGUCAGCUGCCCUUGCAACUUUCACAGAUGGCCUUAACACCGGGUGCGUCUGUGGCACCCGUGUUGCCGUGCUCGGUUGGGAGUUCAACACAGGGAUGUUCUGCGGCAGACUGUCGCAGCUGCUGGGUACCAAAUCCGGGGUCGUUGACACCCGUGGAAGCGGUGGUUCGAUGUAA